UCGAGGCGCGGGAGCUCCGGCGGGGAUGGUGAAGCGGUUCUUGGAAGACCGUGGGUCUUUCAGCAGCGUGGAGAGAAGGUGCCGAUGCGAUUCAGCAUAUGUACUCCCCUAAUCUGAGGUCUGGUUGUGUAAUACUUGUGAUCGUUGGCUAGGAAGGAGGAUCGUGGGUUUGGAUGCUUCCAUUAACGAGCAUGUUUAUCCGGGAAUGCAGAGAGGAAUGGCAGCAGAGUCUAUUUACAAAGAGAGAUGUAUUGCUGUGGACGACGGCGGGAGUUGGGCCAAAUACAUGUCUAUCUCUGGUUCUCCUGAUGAUGAAUAUGACAUCAUCUCCGAGGAGUGUUUAUUGACUGUAGAUGAGAAUAGAGAAGGUCAGGCAGCGGCUUUUGGAGAUGAUAUAGCCACUGGAUGUCUUGCCACAGAGUUCAAGCGAGAGAUAUUUGUUGUGAGAAGACAUUGGUCCCUUCGUUCGUUCCUAUUUUCCUUGUUCUUUGCAUAUGCCCAUUUGCUUGGAAUUCUGAUUUUAUCUUCUCAAAUCUUUUCUUAUCCAAUUAAGUUAAUGAAAUUAAAUUAUGAAGAAGAAAGAGACCCAUAACAAUUACAUCAGAUUUUUUUGCGUGAAUGUAUUCCAAACGAUUGGAUGUGUGUUUGAAUUGGUAUGUCAUGCUACAACAUAUGCAUUUAUGAUCAUGAUGUUACACUAAAAUGCACUAAAAAGCUACCUUUUGAUCACACACAUCUAAAAUGGUUCUUAUUUCUUUGUAUCUUGUAAUAGUCUCCUUUUUAUGGAUCAUACUCAUUUUGAAAGCAUUCAAGCAUAUAAUUGUUAUGGAUCUCUUUCUUCUUCAUAUUUAAUUCCAUUAACUUAAUACUAUUGGACUUCAUCGGAUA
Vitis vinifera (wine grape) is the source of this 888-nucleotide messenger RNA. RefSeq lists its product as uncharacterized. The transcript is spliced from 2 exons. Lineage: Eukaryota; Viridiplantae; Streptophyta; Magnoliopsida; Vitales; Vitaceae. Bases 206 to 592 code for a protein of 128 amino acids. The record is from RefSeq and is a predicted model, not a curated record.